Messenger RNA from Stegastes partitus (bicolor damselfish), 3263 nucleotides. RefSeq names its product scaffold protein involved in DNA repair (gene spidr). The coding region runs from base 124 to 2982 and encodes 952 amino acids. The record is from RefSeq and is a predicted model, not a curated record. Lineage: Eukaryota; Metazoa; Chordata; Actinopteri; Pomacentridae. Gene Ontology annotation, cellular component: nucleoplasm; nuclear chromosome. The transcript has 20 exons. Gene Ontology annotation, biological process: double-strand break repair via homologous recombination; regulation of establishment of protein localization to chromosome.
GUGCAGCAGCAAACACCGGCGACCUCACAAAGAUGGGCUAAAGAAGGACACGGCUCGGCUCGACGCUGUGUGGACGCGCACAUUAACAACUAAAUUAGCCGAAUUUCAACACUUUUUGUCUCCAUGUCUUCCAGAAAGCGUAAAAGGUACUCCAAGGACAUAAAGUGCGUUUUCUUCCCGGAUGAUGUCGACGAUGGACUCCAAAAGGUUGGAAAGGAGACAUCCACACUGUCAACCGUGUCGUCCGCCAAGAGCUGGGAGAAAUGUGGGGACAGUUUUAUGGAGACUCCGGUGAUAAAGAACCUGCAGUCAUCAGGGAGGAAACUGUCUGCUGUAAGAAGGCUGACUCAGUCACCUGCUGCAGUGCAGACCGGUGCUCGUAUCGAGGACCCAGUGCACAUUGCGUGGAGCUCCAGUGACAGUGAGCGGUCCGACAGCGAGACCCAGGAGCGCCGUCCAUCCGGUGUUGUUGCACAGCAGAGGUCAGGGAGACCCACGGCUCCCACUCAGUCGUACACCAGAGCGCUGCGCAUGCUGAGCGACGAUAAAGAUGACCUUCCUGUUAUAGACACAGACAGCGAUCUGGAUGAGCCCGAGGAAGAUGCUGAGAAGGACAGUGGGCAGCAAAUCUCAGACUGCGAAUCCUCCGAUCACAAGCAGGAGGACUUCCCUCUUCAAUCUGCGAACGUAGAGGAGCCAGAGAUCUCAGGUUAUGUGUCUGAUGGGGAGGAUGUUGGCAGCACAUUGACCUCGAGCAGACUGGACUCUGAGAUCUUUCCUCCACAAACCGGCGAGGGCAGCAAAAGGUCAGUGAGCGACUGGGUGAGAUCCGCUCAGGCGAUGCUGCAGACGCCUCAGAAACCCAUCGACAGACAGUCCAAGACUCCUGAGGACUCCGCCAAGAAGAAGAGAAAGUUUCAGAGUGGAGGUCUGGCAGAGAGGCUGUGUCGACUUCAGUGCAGACAAAGGUCAGCUGUCAGCUUCUGGAAGCACCAGUCCAACUCUGGCUCCUCAGCAGCAGCAGCAACAGCAGUGGACAGGCCUGGCGUGCUGGUGCUGGAGGUGCUGGAGGUUCACGAGGAGUGCAGCAUGCAACUAGCGCACUGCGAGCAACGCCAGCCCCCCGGAGACGGCCACCAACACAGUAACCCGGUCUCUGAGGAGAGAGCUCGCGUGUUGGUGUUAUUCAACAGAGAGACAGCAGCCCAGCUGAUUCCUGCAGCCAGAGAUAUCAUCCACAUACACCCGCCAUGGCAGAGUCUGUCCAUCGAGGGCUUUAGCUGCUCUAUUAUUCUGAACACACACUUCAGCCAGAAAGUCCACUCUGCUUCCAAACGGGCCGGCGAGUUCUUUCCCAGAGGCCGGCUCUCUGCACAGAAGCGCAUGCCGUACUAUUUGGGUAGAAUAUUUGGACUGCUGGAGGUAUGCAGGACCACAGACGAGAGCAGCGCCAAGCAGGUUGCUGCCUCUGAUGCUCUCUGCACUUUCGGGAGUUCGGCAGCGUUGACGAGACGCUGCGUCUCUCUCCUAGAAGCCAUCGAGGGACUGGGCCAGGCCGGUUCUGUGGAGCAGGAUGUGGAGGUGGUGGUCCAGAGAGUUUACUCCAUCCCUGUGGUCGACUGCUUCCCCGUGUCCAUCCUCAAACCGAGAGUCCCCCUGAGGUCCUCCGCUGCUCCUCCUCCUCCUGCAGAAGGAGGCAAAACCAGGUUGUGUGUGCUGGUCCAGGACGGCUACGGGACCUUCAGCGUGGUCCAGCUCCACCUCCUGCCCCGCGAGGACGACCUCAGCCGGUACCGCCAGAUGUGGCAGGGGAGGAACUGUGUGCUGAGAGGCAUCAAAGUGGUGCAGCGGGUCACUCGAGAAAGGAGCUGCAGGCUUUUCAGCUUGAUAGACAGUCUGUGGCCCCCAGCGAUGCCUCUUAAAGAUCAUGGAAACACACUUAGUAUGCCCAGUGAAAGCCGACCCGUGGGCCCGGCUCCGAGCUUCUGCUACCUGCUGUCGGGUCAGCAGAGCUCGGUCGAGCCCACCGAGCCGCAGACCGAGUCCCCGCUGUACCGUCACCCGGCCACGCGAACCUUACAAGACGUACUGCAGAGCGAGACGACAACCUGCCGCUGCACUUUCACGGCCACUGUCUUGUACAAGAGAAUGCAGAGCACCGAUGUAGGCCAGGGUGAGGUUUGGUUGGUGCUGACAGACCCCAGUCUUCAGGAGGAGCAGCCCGAGACGCCUCGCAGACGAACAGUGGCUCUGUGUGUGAACGCUUCCUGCGCGCUCACUUCCUCCGUCCUCGAAGCACUGAAUUCCCCCGCUGUGUGUCGCAUGUCAUUCACAGAUGCCAUCAAAGAGCGCGGCGUCCUCGUCUGUGCCGAGCAGUCCGUCGUCGAGGUUUGCCCCGUGGAGCCCGAGGCCCUUCUCGAGUCCACAACCGGGCCUUUGCAGUCGCUGGCCGAGCCCCAGGCGGAGACCCUGCCCCGGCCUGUGAGACUGGAUCCCCUGAGCGCAGAGACCACACCCAACUCCCUGUGCACUCUCACAGGGGUGAUAGUCGGCGUGGACGAGAACACGGCGUUUUCUUGGCCCGCCUGCAAUCACUGUGGAAGUGACGGCUUAGAGAGGCCGGCUGAAGGACUUCAAAGCUUCAGCUGUGCUUCUUGCAAGACGGCGGUGGACAAGCCAGACACGAAGAUCCAGCUGGAGGUGUUCCUCACGUCGUCUUUGUUAAGCGACGGCACCAUAAAGGUUAAGCUGCAGCAGAAGACCAUCGAGUCGGUCCUGAACGCCGCGGCGCUGGAGAGCAGCGAGUUCCCAGGUUACGACGUGGAGAAUGUCCUGGGAAAAGAGGUGGGCCCCAUCCCCGCUUACGUCCGAGCCGUCACCAGGAAGCCUGCCCUCUGGAUCGGCCUGGAGGAGAUCCACCUCCGUAUCAAUCCUCAGGCUUCAGCUGGCUCCAAGGAUCUGCACACGGGGGCUUCGCUCUGAGCCAGUUUAUCCUCAUCUCCCCCUCUGAAGGCCUCCCUGACAGCGCGAGGAGAACGGGCUGCGGGAAGACAAGGUCCUGUUUGUGUUAAUGAUAUGCGGACCAGCAGUUGACAGCCCAAGGGUAGACCAGUGGCAUGCAGUCUGUCAGAGCGGCCCACGUGGUUCAUGGACUCCAGUGUGACUUUAAGAUCAGGACUGUUGGCUUUUUUCAAAACCUUCCCCCCUAUUCCAACUCCACUACCUCUGUACUGAAGUGUCAAUAAAGGUUUAUUUUUUGCUGA